Messenger RNA from Microthlaspi erraticum, 2178 nucleotides. NCBI's taxonomy places the organism in Eukaryota, Viridiplantae, Streptophyta, Magnoliopsida, Brassicales, Brassicaceae. The record is from the annotation of a GenBank genome assembly.
AUGAAGGUCACCGGAAAGCCGUAUCCGACGGCGACAUUACCGGCCUCGGAGUCGGAGGCGAAUCUGUUCACUAACGGUCCAGAUCUCAGGGCUAUACAAAGAGCUACCACAGUCACUAAACGUAGAGCACGGAACCCGAGUUUGACUCGUCAGCGAAGAUCCGGCGCUCCUGGCGGGAGGAGAAGCCGGCCGGAGACUCCUCUUCUGAAAUGGAAGGUCGAGGAUCGGAAUAAGGAUAGAAGCGGCGUCGCAGAGGACGAUGAUUACGAGGAUGCUGGAUGUAAUAACCAGGUUGAGAGAGAGACUCCGCGCCGCAAGGAUCGGAGGAAACCAUCGCGACCUGUCUCUGUUAGGAAACUUGCCGCCGGGCUAUGGAGGUUGCAAGUUCCGGACGCAGCUUCCAGCGGCGGAGAGAGAAAGGGGAAAGAGGGGUUAGGGUUUCAGGGAGGUGCUGGUUACAUGGGUGUUCCAUUUCUGUAUCACCACAGUGACAAACCUGCUGGCGGUCAAAGCAAUAAGACAAGGCAGAACCCUAGCACUAUUGCUACUACAAAGAAUGGAUUUUUGUGUAAGAUUGAGCCUUCAAUGCCAUUUCCCCACUCUGCGAUGGAGGGAGCGACAAAAUGGGAUCCUGUCUGCAUGGAUACAAUGGAUGAAGUACACCAGAUUUAUAGCAACAUGAAGCGUAUUGAUGAAAAAGUGAAUGCUGUGUCAUUGGUUUCUUCCCUUGAAGCAGAGCUGGAGGAAGCACAUGCUCGCAUUGAAGAGCUGGAGAGUGAGAAGCGAUCUCACAAGAAGAAGCUGGAGCAGUUCUUGAGGAAAGUUAGUGAAGAGAGGGCUGCUUGGCGGAGCAGAGAGCAUGAGAAGGUCCGAGCAAUCAUUGAUGACAUGAAAGCUGAUAUGAACAGGGAGAAGAAAACCCGUCAGAGAUUAGAAAUCGUCAACCAUAAAUUAGUCAACGAGCUUGCAGAUUCGAAGUUGGCCGUGAAGCGUUACAUGCAGGACUUUGAAAAGGAAAGGAAGGCAAGAGAAUUGAUCGAGGAGGUUUGCGAUGAACUUGCCAAGGAAAUAGGAGAAGACAAAGCUGAGAUUGAAGCAAUGAAGAGAGACUCCAUGAGCCUCAGGGAAGAAGUAGACGAUGAAAGAAGAAUGCUGCAGAUGGCUGAGGUCUGGCGUGAGGAACGUGUUCAGAUGAAGCUUAUUGACGCCAAAGUAGCACUAGAGGAAAGGUACUCACAAAUGAACAAGCUUUUAGCAGAUUUGGAAUCUUUUCUUAGGUCAAGAGAUAUCGUCACAGAUGUCAAAGAAGUGAGAGAAGCAGAGUUGUUAAGAGAGAGCGCUGCAUCAGUUAACAUCCAAGAAAUCAAGGAAUUUACAUACGAGCCUGCGAAUCCGGAUGAUAUCUUCUCGGUGUUCGAAGAAAUGAAUCUCGGUGAAGGACACGAUAGAGAAAUGGAGAAAUCUGUUGCCUACAGUCCAAUCAGCCACGGUUCUAAACUUCACACCGUGACUCCAGACGUGAAUCUGAACAACAAGAAAGGGAGACAUUCAGAUGCUUACACUCACCAGAACGGAGACAUCGAAGAAGACGACAGCGGUUGGGAAACAGUGAGCCACCUCGAAGAACAAGGAUCUAGUUACUCACCAGAUGGAAGCAUUCCUUCUGUGAACAACAACAAUCACCACCAACGAGACAGCAACGCCUCGAGUGGUGGUACAGAGUUCUUAGGCAAAGGCUGGGAAGAGACGAUGACUCCAACUACAGAGAUAAGCGAAGUGUGUUCGGUUCCAAGACGGUCAUCGAAAAAGGUUUCAUCAAUAGCAAAGCUAUGGAGAUCAUCAGGUGCCACAAACAAUAAUGGGGAUAGAGACAACAGCUUCAAAGUAAUAUCAAUGGAAGGAGGAAGGGUUUCAAACGGAAGGAAAUCAAGCGUGGGGAUGGUUUCGCCGGAGAGAGGCUCGAGCAAAGGCGGUUUCAGCCCGAUGAUGGAUUUGGUCGGACAAUGGAGCUCGUCGCCGGAUUCGGCGAAUCACUCUCACGUGAACAGAGGAGGAAUGAAAGGAUGCAUAGAAUGGCCUAGAGGUGCACAGAAGCAUAGCUUGAAGGCGAAACUCAUCGAAGCAAGAAUCGAAAGCCAAAAAGUUCAGUUGAAGCAUGUCCUGAAGCAGAAGAUUUAG